UUUCAGCUGAAGUACCGGUAGUUGAUGAUGGCUCAACUUUCAUCAUUCACAUAAGUCUAGCAUCCGUGCGAAUGAAGAGUAGGGCUUGCUCAGUCUUCCUAGUGCAAUUGAAGGAUAUAUGUCUGCGAAGACUGUGCUCUUCAAUCUGCUGUUCCGGAGGUAGUCUGUCAUGGCCAGAAUGACAAUGCACAUUCUGAGCAGGAACGCCGCAAGGACGCAUUCUAUGCUACCUCCGUUGUCACCAAAGAAGAGCAUCGAGCUGAAGGUGCCAAUGUGCUGCGAAGUAUGCGAAGAAAAUGUGAGAGAGGAGCUGACAGUACUAGAAGGUGUGAAAGAAAUCAGCAUAGAUGUCGGCACUCAAAAGGUGAUUGUCUGGGGUCACUGUGAUGUGAGGUUAGAGCCUUACGUUGUGCUCAGAGCAGUUAAAAAGGUGAAGCACCGGGCAGAAAUGUGGAGAAAGUGAAAUUCACGAUUAUUCGACUAUCGUUACAUCUGAAAGACCAGCUACAAAUACUUCUCUUUCCAAACAAUCAAGUGCAUCAGUGGAAACAUUACAAAUGAUAGUGCAUAAACGAGUUUCUACAAGAUAGAGAUAAAUUCACUAUUCUCCCUGCUUACAGCGUCUCGUUUUCUUCACAAAACACUGCCCUGGCUAUGGACUCUCACUCACUCGCAUUUGUUUGCUCUUGCUUAUUAGCGUGAGAUCCCAUAUAGACAAUUGGAACCUCUCCGUUACAGUCUUUAGUCUAUAUGGACUCUCAGUCAUAGAAAGUCAUCGUUGGAACCUAUCACCCAUAUAGACUUGGUAUCCACUUCUCCAUGAGCUUCCUGACACAACUUGUUAUGGCUGCCAAAUCUGUUUUGACUUGUACAGAAGUACUUCUUACUCCUCGAAACUCAGAAGCUACUUUGUCAAUAUUCCAAGCAUUUGUUCGAUCUUGCGUACUAGCGUGAGAUCCCACAUAGACAAUUGGAACCUCUCUGUUGAAGUCUUUGGUGUUUCCGGCGACGUCGGCAUUGCAACUUGGAACGCAAGUAAGAUGAAGAAUCUGAUGUAAAAACUGUUAAAUUCCCUAAA
Marchantia polymorpha subsp. ruderalis is the source of this 1078-nucleotide messenger RNA. The record is from the annotation of a GenBank genome assembly. Lineage: Eukaryota; Viridiplantae; Streptophyta; Marchantiopsida; Marchantiales; Marchantiaceae.